This is a messenger RNA of Dermacentor albipictus, 4233 nucleotides long. Its product is annotated as sperm-specific sodium:proton exchanger-like. Gene Ontology annotation, molecular function: sodium:proton antiporter activity; potassium:proton antiporter activity. Gene Ontology annotation, cellular component: plasma membrane. NCBI's taxonomy places the organism in Eukaryota, Metazoa, Arthropoda, Arachnida, Ixodida, Ixodidae. The record is from RefSeq and is a predicted model, not a curated record. Gene Ontology annotation, biological process: sodium ion import across plasma membrane; proton transmembrane transport; potassium ion transmembrane transport.
UAAAUAAGGAGACGGACAAGCGAAUAGGGAACGCUGUCACGUUCGUGCUUUCGUCGCCGAAUGAUUCCGAAACGUGGAACAGCAUUGUACGCGAUUAUACAUUAGAUAGGACAAGGCUGCAGAUCUAAGGAGCCUCAGCGUCGCUCUGGUGUGCCGACGUUUCCGUCGCCACCGCCCCUGGCGUGAUGAAUGCGCGAAUUCAGUGAUCGCUGUCGCUCGCUUGUGGCCCUUUCCGUUCCGGUGCGUGAACUGGUGCUACCACACGGCUCAGAACACAAGGGCCUUGCGUUAUCUAAAUGGCGUCACCUACAGACCCGCUGGCAUGACGUCAACGCUGGGAGAACACACUUCUGUCGUCUAUAGGAGGCGGAGCGCUGUACUGCAUGGCGGACGCUCCAAAUGAAAGCCCGUGGACUCAAUUGUCGCGCGUCUGGCUUACAGCACACGCAUCAGAAGUCGGACCCGAAAAAACAGCACGCACAACAAGAGAGGGAAGUGGCAAUGCAGGGCAUUUUUGCUUUCACAGUCAUCGCCUUCUCAGGCAUUCUCAAGCUCCUGGAGAGGAGCUUCCACCUGCCGCACACGCUGGUGCUGUUCGUGCUGACGACGCUGGGCUCCUACGGCUACACCUUCAUUGCCGACUUCACGCGCAUCGCGACCGACGCGACGAACAGCUUCAGCGAGUCCGAGCUGCUCGUCGUGUUCCUGCCGGCCCUGGCCUUUCACGCCACGCACGGCAUCAACUUCUACGUCUUCCGGCGUUGCCUGGUCGAGAUCCUGCUCUUCGCCGUUGGCACCACCGUGAUCAACACGUACAUCAUGAUGGAGUACAACAUGGCCAUCAUGCGCAACAAUUUCGGCCGACUCUGGUGCUUCAUCCUGGGCGCCCUGCAGACUUGCACCGAGCGCGUCUCCGUCGCCGACAGCCUGCUCAACAAAGGCAAGCACCCGAUGAUCGCCACCAUCCUGAACGUGGAGACCUUAGUGAGCGCCAUCCUGUCGUGGGACAUUCUGAACAUCAUCAUCCGCCAGGCCAAGAGUCACAAACGCAUCAGCGUGAUUCCUCUGCUGCUGGACAUGAACAUGUCCAUGGUGCUUAGCGGAGCAUGCGGCCUGCUGUGCGCGUUGCUGGUGAAGUCGACGCUGCGCCGCUGCCGCUUCCAGCCCCAGAGCAUGGUCGUGUUCGUCGUGGCCUCGUCGUACGCCCUGUUCGCGCUGCUCAAGUUGUACGGCGGCUGCGGCAUCUUGGGCGUCAUAUUCUUCUGCGUCAUGAUCAGCACCGACACGCUCAUCACUUCCACGGGGCUGGAGGACGAGCUCAAGAGGUACUGGGAGGUGCUCCAUGAUAUGAGCGAGGUGAUAUCGCUGCUGUUGUGUGCCCUCUAUAUCGGCCGCGAGAUAACGCCCAAUGUGAUCGCCACCGACAUAAGCACGGCGUUGUUGACAUAUCUGGUAGCCGUCGCAUCCCGCGCCGUGUCGGUGGUGUGCAUGCUGCCGUUCCUGUCGUCGGUGCGCUCUUCAUCGCGUCUCGCCCAGGCGUUGAUCCUCAUCUGGCUGGGAAUGCGCGGCUCCUACCGCAUCUUCCUGGCCGUGCACUACCUGCGACUGCUCAAGGUCUCCAUCGGGGAGGCCACGCGGGGAAUCGUCCACGUCGCAAGCGCCAUGAUGUUGGUCGACUUGAUCAACGUGAUGCUGUUCGAAAACAUCUUGACAUUCAUCGGCUACGUGAGCGACUCGGAGCUGGAGCGGCUGACGCUGCGCAACGCGCUGCGCUACCUGCGCCACACGUCGCGCGUGGCGGCGCACGCCGAGCGGGCCGAGGCGCGCUUCGUGCCCGUCGACUGGCGCUGGGUCACCGGGCGCACCUACGUCGCCGACCUGUUGCUCAAGCAGCCGGCCAAGGGGUCGACCGCCGUGCAGCUGGCCGCCAUGAGGGACGCCGACGGAGUCGGUAACGAAGUGCAGACCGAACGAAGUGCAGACCAGGAAGCCGCCAACAUGAAGGCUUACGAGUUUGCUAUCGAAAACGCCAUCCGCAUACAGAGGGUUAGCUACCAGAAGCAGUACCGGUCGGGCAUGAUUCAAAAGAAGACGGAGGCGCGCCUGCUCGCCGCCUUGCAGUACCCGUACGAGAGCAAGACGUACCUGAACAUCGACAUGAUCCGGCAGCUGAUUGCCGUGCCUCCGUGGGUCAACUGGCUGAAGUCCUUGCUGAAGAGCGGCACCGGCGGCGACGACUUCGGCUGCGAAGGCCUCGCCGACCGGGGCGAGGGCGGCGAGUACUCGUUCGAGAUGAGCAUCCGCGAACGCGUCGUCGAGGUGUUCGAGCACCCGCGCUACGACCUGGUCCAGUGCUCGGUCACCGCUAGCGCUGCCGCUUGCCUCGGGGGAGUCCUGCUUCUGCCCGUGUACGACCACCAGGUCGGAGUGCUGGCGAUCGGCGUGCAGACCGCCUACCUGGCCGCGUUCGCCACGGAGAUGUCCAUCAUGGUGUUCGUGUACGGCCAGCGUUUCGUGCGCAUCGAGCAGUACAACCUGCUGGACUUGCUGCUGGUCGUGGGAUGCUCCGGGCUGUACGGGCUCCAGCUGACGCUGAGGGUGGUCGACGAGCGCCUCAGCGACGGCACCGUGGGCAUGGCACUGGCGACGCUCUUCCUGUGCGCCAUGCUCAUGCGCCUCGUGCACCUGACGCAGUACGGCGAGGACCUGGUGGAGUGGGUGAUCAGCCUGAUCCACCAGUACAUGGACUCGAUCAUCUACGCGGCCUACGAGACCGGGCUGGCGCUCAUCAAGGGUGAGGAGGACGUGCGCGAGAACAUCUGGAAGACGGUCGACGAGUUCAUGGCCGACCAGAUUCGCGGCCACGCGGGCGAGAACCGCCUCGAGGUCCUUCGACAGGUGGUGGAAGUGCACAGCAAGUACCCGGGCGUGGCGGUGGCCUUCAAGAGCCGCCAGGCCUGUCAAAGCAUCCUGAACGACGUGCGGCGACACAUCGACGAGCUCCUCCACAACGGCGCCAUGGACACUGCCGAGCACCGCAAGAUGAUCACGGCCGCCGAGGAAGCGAUGCAACAGGUGAUGUCCGCGCCUUACAGCUUUCCCAGCAGCUACAAGCCCAUCUCCGUGCUACGCGCCGUGCCGUGGAUGGGCACCGACCAGCUCAGGGAGUUCCUAGCGAUGACCAUCAGACCCGUGUCCUACGAUCCCGGUGCGGAGAUCAUACACGAGAACGAGGACACUUCCAUCGUCGUAGCGACCUCCGGUAUUGUGAAGGUGUCCGGCGAGGUGACGGAGAACGUGGACGGCGCGCUGCCCAACACGGCCUCGUUCCUGUACUUCUACAGUGAUGGAUACUUCGAAGAUUACAUCCUGGCGCCCGAGAUCAUCGGCACGCUGAGCAUCGUCUCGGACGAGCCCUGCGUCACCACGGUCACCGCCGAGACCGCCGUGAAUGCAUACCUGAUCCCCAAGGAACGACUGCUGGAGGCGCUGGAAGUGUUCACCGCAUGGCCCAGCUUCCGCUACCAGCUAUGGUACUUCAUCUGCUCCACGCUGAGCACGCCUCUGCUGCAGUCACAGCCGCAGUACCAGACGUGGCCCACGGAAAAAGUCAACAACCGUCUGGAGCGGAUGCAGAUGCCGGACCUGAUGAACGCCAAGCACUUCCAGGUGGGCGCAGACAUCGAGGACCUGCUGCUCAUCCAAGGUCGCAUCAUGGACGCCACCACAGAGGAGGAGUACCUGGCGCCCAUGUACAUCCCGCGCACAGUCACCAAGAUCAUCUUCCCGGGUGAGGUGUACAGCCGGCCGUGUCCCGUGAUGGUGAUCAUCGCCAACGAGCAGUACACGCUGCCCGAGGAAGUGGACUGGGUGUUGCGCGAGCAGCGACGCGGCGACGACAAUAACGAGCAGCGCGCCGCCGCAGCCGCUCCCUCCGCCGGCUUCCCGAACUUCGACGAGAUGACCUAUGUGUCCAGGGCCCCCGGUGCGAAGAAAACUGCCGAGCCUGAGUGAAACAUUCGUGGAGCCGGAAGAUAUAUAUAUGAGCCUACAGUGACGUGCGGCGUGUAGUUUUCGGAUAUAUGGUGUGCUGUCUCCCUAAUUGUUUCACUCGUACCAGUUAGCACACACAUCUGUAUAAAGAAAUCUUACGUAAGCAUGACUUGCAUUGGUGUACGACGAGUCCCAGCUGCAGUGUUGUCACUUCUUAAUAAAGAUACCCUUUUCUCCGAG